AUGUCGGUGGGAGGCAUUGGACGAGUUUGUGUGAGAUCAGAUAUUGAUGAGAAGACAACGACUAUGUUUACCCAACGAAGCUCUAGUAAAAGAGAAGGAGGAGGCACCAAAUCGAGGUUCACCGGAAAUUGCAGCACUUUCAGGCUGCCCAAAAGAUCAGAAUUGUCACCUAUGAAAUAUCUCAAACACGUUGGUCACAAGAUGGCGGCAGCUCUGCGAUUGGUGUCGAGGCGGAGGAGAGGGUCUCCAAAAGUUUCCUCCUCACAAAAGGCAAAGACAUGCGUUGCUCCAGUUGAUUCUCACAGGGCUGAAGCCAUAGAUGAUUGCAUUGAGUUCAUUAACUCAUCUUCUUCCUUGCAAAGAUCCAAUUCAGUUUCUUGUUAG
Molecule: messenger RNA, 384 nt
Organism: Ilex paraguariensis (yerba mate)
Lineage: Eukaryota; Viridiplantae; Streptophyta; Magnoliopsida; Aquifoliales; Aquifoliaceae
Source: the annotation of a GenBank genome assembly